AUGGAGGACGGGAUUAAAGCCGGGGAUGAGACUAAGAUGGAUUGCGCGGACGGCGGCGCGGGACCGCUUUCAUCCGGCGCUGCAGUAUCCGAAGAAGCCGCUGGGGAUUUAGCAGACGGAAAUGCAAAUAAAGUGGCAUACAAAAGCGAUUCAUCAGGCAAUAUUACGGGCGUGUCAUCUGCGAUCCCAGAUGUAGUAACGAACGGAGAGGCGCAGAAUGCGCCCAAUCGGGAAUUAGACAUUGGGAAAAUGAAAGACGAACAAUUGGAAGCAAUCAAGCAGCAACAGCAAGAGGAGUCCCUGGAGGAGUUCAUACGUGAUGAUGAACUAUUGGUCGAUGAUAAGGAUUCCUGUAUGGUGGAGAAGAUUUCGGUACAGCCGGAAGCGCCGAAACGGAAGCUGCAGUCGUGCGCGAUUUGGGUGUCGAACAUUAAUCCGGAAACGAAGGCGAGCAGCUUGAAAGUGGAGCUGACCAAGUACGGAAAGGUGCAGAACGCUCGGAUAGUCACCAAUGGAGAGAAGUACUAUGGUUACGCUCUUCUGGAAAGCGCGGAGAGCGCGAAACUCUGCAUCGAGCAGCUCAAUCGCAAACCCAUGAACGGGUUUGAAGUGCAGAUCAGUUUCGAUCCGCCUACAAAAAGGAAGAGCUGUGAGCAAGCUGCGAAACGCACGGAAUCUAGAGAGUUCUCCAGGCAUAUCAGUAAACGGCGAAGGAGGUCUGCUUCGAACGACGAUCCGUUGACAUUGAAGGUGUCCUCUUCGAGGAAGAGGAGCAGCGAGAAGAGGUCCAGGUCUUCGAGUAAACAGCGUAGCCGUAGAGGAGGAUCACGCGAGUUCGAGACGAACAGGCAACGCGAGAUCGAAUUGCGAAUCGCUAUUGAGAAGAGGAAGUUGGCUAAGGAGAAGCGGCAGCUGGAGUACGAGAAACUUGAGUUCCUGAAGUUUCAGAAACGCGUUCAGGAGUACUCUGUGAACGAUCAGGUGAAGAAGGAGGUGCAACGGCUGGAGGAAUUGCGGAGGGCCAAGGACGAUGAGAUGUUGAGGAAGAGGAUUCUGGUGGAGAAGACGAAGAGAACGCCGUCUCCGAGGAGCAAGUCUUAUAAGAAGCGAGUGGAUAAGACUGUGCCACCUCCACCCCGUUUGACCCGGGACGAUUUCAGCAGCAGGAGGAGCUGGGCCAAGCAGAAGGUUGAAAAUAAUCUCCCCCGAGAUUACAAAUACGAGUCGACGCGGAAACAGGAUUACAGGCAUAACUAUCAAUCGGACCGGAAGCAGAGGUACGUUUAUCCGGAGGCGAAACGCGCCGAGGAUAAGUACAAGGAUAAGAGCAAGGAUUCCGGCAAGGACGCGACCUGCAAGACGAUGAGAAGCGAGGUGUUCGUGGCGUCGUCUUCGUCUGCGCUGGCGGCGGCGGCGUCGACGCCCUGCAGCAAUUUCCAAUACGGCGGCGGAAGCGUCGGCGUUUCGUACCCUACGGCGUAUCGCGGUUACAAUCCGCAGCCGCCGCCACCUGUCGAAUACCAUCCACCCCCGCAGCACAUCCCCGUUUCACACACACAGAACAAUUGGAACGAUAGACAACAGCUGUAUCAUAAAGAUUACGCGUCAUCUGGGAGCAGAUCGUCGGUGCACGUCGAACACAACAAGUACGACGAUUACGACAAGAGGCAGCAGCCCACAUACUUCAACUCGAACAGGAAAUAUUGA
This is a messenger RNA of Nicrophorus vespilloides, 1707 nucleotides long. Its product is annotated as scaffold attachment factor B1-like. Gene Ontology annotation, molecular function: sequence-specific DNA binding; RNA binding. The transcript is spliced from 2 exons. The record is from RefSeq and is a predicted model, not a curated record. The coding region runs from base 1 to 1707 and encodes 568 amino acids. Lineage: Eukaryota; Metazoa; Arthropoda; Insecta; Coleoptera; Silphidae. Gene Ontology annotation, biological process: regulation of mRNA processing; regulation of transcription by RNA polymerase II. Gene Ontology annotation, cellular component: nucleus.